UUGCUUCUGUAGAGAUUAUAGCCUUGGAAACCCUACGAGGAAGAUCUAUUCCAUCCUAUAGGGACGCUAUGAGUCAGAAAUGACUCAAUGAUGACAGAAAACAACAGUAUGAAGAAAAAGAUCAGUGGUUGUUCUCUGGUAGUCUUCUGCAUGGGAAACCUGGGUUAAAUUUCUGGCCAAUAUACUUCAUACACUACCACCACUGGGUCGGUCAGUAGUGAAUUCUGUAUUGCUAUGAUGCUGGAUAGGUUUCAGAGGAGGUUCUAGACUAAGGCAGGCUAGGAAAAAACGCCUAGUGCACAACUUCCCCAAAUUAGCCAGUGAAAACCCUGUGGAUCGCAAGGGUCCAAUCCAAAACAGAUCACAGGGAUGGUGUAGGACUGGGCAGUGUUUUGUUUCAUUGUGUUUGUGGUCACUGUGAAUCGAGGCUAACUCAAUGACAGAUAACAACAAAAAAUAUGAGGAAAAAAAAUUCCAUUGCUAUAAUAUAUUAUAACUUGAUUAGAAAAUACUACAUGAAAGCUAAUACCAAACCGUCUGUUUUUUUCCAGAAGAGGUAACUAGACUAAAUGGGCCAACAGAAUCUAACAAUGCCAACUGAAUUCAUUCUAAUGGGAGUCACAAGGAAACCCGAACUUCAGCUACCCCUUUUUGGGGUCUUCCUCAUCAUCUACAUGAUCACAGUGGUGGGCAACCUGGGCAUGAUCAUCUUGACCAAGAUGGACUCCCGCCUACACACGCCUAUGUAUUUUUUCAUCAGACACUUGGCCUUCAUUGAUCUUGGUAAUUCUACUGUCAUUUGUCCCAAGGCAUUGGUAAAUUUUGUUGUGGAUAAAAAUACCAUUUCUUAUUAUGCAUGUGCCACACAGAUGGCUUUCUUCAUUUUGUUCCUUAUCAGUGAACUUUUUAUUCUAUCAGCCAUGGCCUAUGACCGCUAUAUGGCCAUUUGUAACCCUCUGCUCUACAAUGUUAUCAUGUCCCAAAGACUUUGUCAUUUGCUUGUGGGCAUUCCAUAUUUCUACAGUUCUUUCCAGGCUCUGAUGUUCACCAGUAAGACGUUUACUUCCAUCUUCUGUGGCUCUAAUGUCAUCAGUCAUUUCUACUGUGAUGGAGUUCCCGUGUUAUCUAUACUCUGCUCAAAUUCACAAGAAAUAGAAUUGAUGCUCAUAUUUUCAGCAUUUAAUUUGAUAUCUUCCCUGCUGGUUGUCCUGCUGUCUUACCAGCUGAUGCUGAUAGCCAUAUUUCGAAUGCAUUCUGCCAAGAGCCGGAAAAAAGCUUUCUCCACAUGUGCUUCUCAUCUGACAGUGGUAGUUGUGUUUUAUGGAACUCUAUUAUUUAUGUAUGUGCAGCCCAAAUCUUCUCACUCAAAUGAUACCGACACAAUAGCCUCUGUGUUUUACACUUUAGUCAUACCCAUGCUUAACCCUUUGAUAUACAGCUUGAGGAACAAAGAGGUAAAACAUGCCUUCCACAGGGUUUUUAAAAAUCAUUGCCAGCUUUGUAUUUAAUAUUCACCCUUGUUUUAGUAAACAGUGCAAAAGGCAAUGUCACUUAAUAAUAUUUUUAGUAGAUAUAAAUGCAUUCCUUUUGGUUCCAAGGUAAAGGCUAAUUAUAAAUCAGAUACUAUUACAUUG
This is a messenger RNA of Loxodonta africana (African savanna elephant), 1634 nucleotides long. RefSeq names its product olfactory receptor 8K5-like. Gene Ontology annotation, biological process: sensory perception of smell; G protein-coupled receptor signaling pathway. Gene Ontology annotation, cellular component: membrane. The transcript has a single exon. NCBI's taxonomy places the organism in Eukaryota, Metazoa, Chordata, Mammalia, Proboscidea, Elephantidae. The coding region runs from base 570 to 1508 and encodes 312 amino acids. Gene Ontology annotation, molecular function: olfactory receptor activity; odorant binding; G protein-coupled receptor activity. The record is from RefSeq and is a predicted model, not a curated record.